AUGGAAUCAGUUGUUCUCGAAACCAGUCUCGGAGACAUUCAGCUUGAAUUAUACUGGAACCAUGCCCCUCGAACCUGUCAGAACUUUGCUGAACUUGCAAAACGCGGCUACUACAACGGCGUCGUGUUUCAUCGAAUCAUCGCUGACUUCAUGAUUCAAGGCGGAGACCCAACCGGAACUGGUAGAGGUGGAACGAGCAUUUACGGUCAGAAGUUCGAGGAUGAAAUACAUCCAGAGCUACGCUUUACGGGUGCAGGAAUUCUCGCCAUGGCAAACUCGGGACCCAAUACGAACGGAUCUCAGUUCUUCAUUUCGUUGGCGCCCACGCCAUACCUCGACGGCAAACACACCAUUUUUGGCCGGGUGAGCUCAGGCAUGCGUGUUGUGCAGAGAUUAGGUGCAGUCGCAGUUGAUGCUCAGGAUCGGCCAAGAGAAGAUGUAAAGAUACACAAGGCUCGGACAGUGUGA
Messenger RNA from Suillus paluster, 468 nucleotides. RefSeq names its product cyclophilin-like domain-containing protein. Lineage: Eukaryota; Fungi; Basidiomycota; Agaricomycetes; Boletales; Suillaceae. Gene Ontology annotation, biological process: protein folding; protein peptidyl-prolyl isomerization. The transcript is spliced from 6 exons. Bases 1 to 468 code for a protein of 155 amino acids. Gene Ontology annotation, cellular component: catalytic step 2 spliceosome. The record is from RefSeq and is a predicted model, not a curated record. Gene Ontology annotation, molecular function: peptidyl-prolyl cis-trans isomerase activity.